AGUGUCAGUCACUUGCUCAACUUGCCUCUCUCUCCCAGAGUUCUUGAAUCUGGAAAAUCUUCAUCAUGGCAACCAAGAUGGUGGUUCAACAGCCCAAGCCAUUGGUAGUGGCUGCAGCAUCAGACCAGUGGAGCACCAGCAUCUGCGAAUGCGACAACGUCAAUGAAUGUUGUUUCUCUGUGUGGUGUUUCCCUUGCUUUGCCUGCAUUACAGCCAGAGACCACGGAGAAUGUCUGUGUCUCCCUCUCCUGGACAGCUGUGGGUGUAUUCCCCCAGUCACUCUCUCCAUGAGGGUUUCCACACGCCGACGUUACGGUAUCACGGACUCUAUCUGCAAUGACUGUGUGUACUCUUUCUUCUGCGGACCAUGCUCAUGGUGUCAGAUCAGACGGGAGAUGAAGGCAAGACUCCAUCCUGUCACUCUGUUCAACAACAGGCCUACCUAAAGAUCGCCGCCAUCUUCCUCACCUUCAUUAUCAUUUUCACAGUACAUUCUCUUAAGCACUCUUUGUCCUUAUCGGAUCCUAGACGAAAAACAAAGACUUGCUUGUCCUGUGGUUGUAAUCACAGUUCUUGAUCUUCCUCCCACAUGCACUGACCUGAGAUCAGCCCUUCGGCAUGGCACAGUAGUGGAAUGUGUUUUGCAUAUUGGUGGUGUACAGCUUUAAUCCAUGAAGUGAAGAAUUCUGAAGAAUGGAUUCUCCUAAGAAAUACUCAGACUUGGGAUUUUAAUGUUGCGUCAUGUUUAGUGUCACAAUUUUAUUAUAGAUUGUUUUAAUCUAAUAUGAUUUUCACUGUAGUUAGAAAGUUGUUAUUGAGCCAUUGAUAUGUGACACUGGAGGUUUGAUAAUACUAAAAGAUGUUUUAGUGUGUUCUUUUGCAGACCUGUUAAUGAUUGAAUGUCGAAAAUACAAAAAUUUGUUGGGACACUCAAUAAAGCUGAUCAAAAACA
Onychostoma macrolepis is the source of this 952-nucleotide messenger RNA. Its product is annotated as cornifelin homolog B-like. Bases 66 to 446 code for a protein of 126 amino acids. Lineage: Eukaryota; Metazoa; Chordata; Actinopteri; Cypriniformes; Cyprinidae. The record is from RefSeq and is a predicted model, not a curated record. The transcript is spliced from 4 exons.